UUUUCCCCUCUCUCUUCUUGCAAGCAUCUCAUUUCUCUCUUUCUCUCUUUCUCUCUCUUUGGGAGAAAACCCACUCUUCUUUUCUCUCUCUUGCACACAUAUACACACUCCUCUUUUUUAUUCCCUUCUUCACUCCACUGCCCAGCUUCGCCCUGUCCAUCGCUCACCGUUUGCAGUAGCUUCUCUACUUUUCACUUUCUCCCUGAGAUCAUGGUCAGAAAGAGAAGAACUGAACUACCCAGUGGGGGUGAAAGCUCUGAGGCUCAACGCCCUGCUGAAAGGAGUGCACCACCCCAACAACAGGCUGCUGCUGCUGCCCCAGGAGGGGCUGGACCCCAAGGAGGCAGAGGUUGGGGUCCCCAAGGAGGACGAGGAGGCUAUGGUGGGGGCCGCAGUCGUGGGAUGCCCCAACAGCAAUAUGGUGCCCCUCCUGAAUAUCAAGGUAGGGGAAGGGGAGGGCCUUCUCAGCAAGGAGGCCGUGGAGGGUAUGGCGGUGGCCGAAGUGGUGGUGGUAUGGGCAGUGGCCGUGGCGUAGGUCCUUCAUAUGGUGGCCCAUCCAGGCCACCGGCACCCGAGCUGCACCAAGCAACCUCAGUUCAAUUCUAUCAAACUGGGGUGAGUUCUCAGCCUGCAUUAUCUGAGGCCAGUUCAUCACUGCCGCCGCCGGAACCUGUUGAUUUGGAACAGUCAAUGGCGCAGAUGGUGCUUCAUUCUGAAGCUGCUCCUUCUCCGCCUCCUGCAAGUAAAUCAUCAAUGAGGUUCCCUCUUCGACCAGGAAAGGGUAGCUAUGGCACCAAAUGUGUUGUCAAGGCUAAUCAUUUCUUUGCCGAGUUGCCCAACAAAGAUCUGCAUCAAUAUGAUGUAACAAUUACUCCUGAAGUGACAUCAAGAGGAGUGAACCGUGCUGUUAUGGAGCAGUUGGUGAGGCUGUAUCGGGAAUCUCACUUGGGUAAGAGACUUCCUGCUUACGAUGGGCGCAAGAGCCUCUAUACUGCUGGACCACUUCCUUUUAUGUCAAAGGAGUUCAGAAUUGUUCUUGCUGAUGAUGAUGAAGGAGCUGGAGGCCAGAGGAGGGACAGGGAAUUCAAGGUUGUGAUAAAAUUGGCUGCACGGGCAGAUCUUCACCAUUUAGGACUCUUUUUACAGGGAAGGCAAACUGAUGCUCCUCAAGAGGCUUUGCAGGUCCUUGACAUUGUUCUGCGUGAACUCCCUACUACAAGGUAUUGUCCUGUAGGAAGAUCAUUUUAUUCACCUGAUUUGGGUAGAAGACAGCCUUUAGGUGAGGGAUUGGAAAGCUGGCGUGGUUUCUACCAGAGUAUUCGGCCUACACAGAUGGGGCUAUCCCUGAACAUUGAUAUGUCUUCCACUGCAUUUAUUGAGCCAUUGCCGGUAAUUGACUUCGUAAAUCAACUGCUGAACAGAGAUGUAUCUGCCCGGCCAUUAUCUGAUGCUGAUCGUGUUAAGAUCAAGAAAGCUCUUCGAGGUAUCAAAGUUGAAGUAACACAUCGUGGAAACAUGAGAAGGAAAUAUCGUAUCUCUGGUCUGACUUCACAGGCAACCAGAGAAUUGACAUUCCCAGUAGAUGAAAGGGGAACCAUGAAAUCUGUUGUGGAGUACUUCUAUGAGACAUAUGGGUUUGUCAUUCAACAUACUCAGUGGCCUUGUCUGCAAGUUGGCAAUACACAGAGACCUAACUAUUUGCCAAUGGAGGUUUGCAAGAUAGUGGAAGGUCAAAGGUACUCAAAAAGGCUUAAUGAGAGGCAAAUCACCGCUUUGCUGAAAGUUACAUGCCAGCGUCCUGUUGAGAGGGAGCGUGAUAUCAUGCAGACAGUACACCACAAUGCAUACCAUGAAGAUCCUUAUGCCAAAGAAUUUGGGAUCAAGAUCAGUGAGAAGCUUGCUCAAGUUGAAGCUCGCAUCCUUCCUGCUCCAUGGCUCAAAUAUCACGAUACGGGCAGAGAAAAGGAUUGUCUUCCUCAAGUUGGGCAAUGGAAUAUGAUGAAUAAGAAAAUGGUUAAUGGGGGAACAGUUAACAACUGGUUCUGCAUAAACUUUUCGAGGAAUGUUCAAGAUAGUGUUGCCCGCGGUUUUUGCUAUGAACUUGCUCAGAUGUGUUAUAUAUCUGGAAUGGCAUUUACACCUGAGCCAGUAGUUCCCCCAGUCAGUGCUCGCCCUGAUCAAGUGGAAAAGGUUCUUAAAACUCGGUAUCACGAUGCCAAGAAUAAACUGCAAGGAAAAGAGCUUGAUUUACUCAUUGUUAUCUUGCCGGAUAAUAAUGGAUCACUAUAUGGUGACCUCAAACGUAUUUGUGAGACAGAUCUAGGACUUGUUUCACAAUGUUGCUUAACUAAGCAUGUCUUCAAAAUGAGCAAGCAGUACCUUGCAAAUGUUGCUUUGAAAAUUAAUGUCAAAGUUGGAGGGAGAAACACUGUACUGGUUGAUGCGCUCUCACGACGCAUUCCCUUGGUCAGUGACAGACCUACAAUUAUUUUUGGAGCUGAUGUGACUCAUCCACAUCCUGGAGAGGAUUCAAGUCCAUCAAUUGCAGCAGUUGUGGCUUCGCAAGACUAUCCUGAAAUUACAAAGUAUGCUGGUUUAGUUUGUGCCCAAGCUCAUAGGCAGGAACUCAUCCAGGAUCUUUUCAAACAAUGGCAAGAUCCAGUCAGAGGAACAGUGACUGGUGGAAUGAUCAAGGAACUUCUUAUAUCUUUUAGGAGAGCUACAGGACAAAAGCCACAACGCAUCAUAUUUUAUAGGGAUGGUGUUAGUGAGGGUCAAUUUUAUCAGGUUCUACUGUUUGAGCUUGAUGCUAUUCGAAAGGCAUGUGCAUCCCUGGAACCCAACUAUCAGCCUCCUGUGACUUUUGUGGUGGUUCAAAAGCGUCACCACACAAGGCUCUUUGCCAGCAACCAUCACGAUAAGAGUUCUUUUGACAGGAGUGGCAACAUAUUGCCUGGUACUGUUGUUGACUCCAAAAUCUGCCAUCCCACCGAAUUUGACUUUUAUCUCUGCAGCCAUGCUGGAAUACAGGGUACAAGCCGUCCUGCUCACUACCAUGUGUUGUGGGAUGAAAACAAUUUUACUGCUGAUGCCUUGCAAACACUCACCAAUAAUCUUUGCUACACAUAUGCUCGGUGCACCCGAUCUGUUUCAAUUGUGCCUCCUGCAUACUAUGCUCACCUUGCUGCAUUCCGUGCAAGGUUUUACAUGGAACCCGAGACUUCGGAUAGUGGCUCUAUGACAAGUGGUGCUGUUGCAGGCCGUGGGAUGGGUGGCGGCGGUGGUGGUGGUGUAGGGCGUAGCACCCGGGCACCUGGUGCUAAUGCUGCUGUGAGACCAUUGCCUGCACUCAAAGAGAACGUUAAGAGAGUUAUGUUUUAUUGUUAAGAAGAUAUGAUAUGCAUGCCAAAGAUUACUUUUAGCAACCUUGUUUUGUGGAGGAGUGCUUUUUCCCUUGCUGCUUUCAAACUAUCUCCAGUGGUGUGGUCUGUGUCAUUAGUAUUGAGUUUUUUGAAACUAUUUAAGGUGUGUGGUGUGUUGAAUAAGGUUGUCCAGUGUGGAGUGUUUUAUCUUUGCUAUGAGGGUCUGAUAUUUGAUGCAAACUAUGUUUAUUGUCGAAAGUUUCUUACUUUGUUGUUGCCUUCGAGAAGUUAAAUUUGGGUGAGUCGAGUUUUUGAUGAGAUAUAUAAAAUUUGCUGCUUAGUGGUGGUA
This is a messenger RNA of Glycine soja, 3711 nucleotides long. Its product is annotated as protein argonaute 1-like. Gene Ontology annotation, cellular component: cytoplasm. NCBI's taxonomy places the organism in Eukaryota, Viridiplantae, Streptophyta, Magnoliopsida, Fabales, Fabaceae. Gene Ontology annotation, molecular function: protein binding; RNA binding. The record is from RefSeq and is a predicted model, not a curated record. Gene Ontology annotation, biological process: regulatory ncRNA-mediated post-transcriptional gene silencing. Bases 211 to 3387 code for a protein of 1058 amino acids. The transcript has 22 exons.